UGUACCUGAACACAGCACUUUGGACAGUUUUUGGGGUGCCUGCAAGUACCGUCAGCAGCGGACCGUCAGUUAAAAUGCCCGUAGAUUUGAGCCAGUGGACCGGGGCUCUGGCCCUCCAGGAUGUUGAGGAACAACCUGCGAAACCUUUGACGAUUAAAUACGGCUCCGUAGAGAUCGAUGAGCUCGGCAAAGUGCUCACUCCAACACAGGUGCAGAACCGACCCACCUGCAUCGAAUGGGCAGGAUGUGACCCGAGUAAGAUGUACACUCUGGCCCUGACCGAUCCUGACGCCCCCAGCAGGGAGAGCCCAAAGUUCAGGGAGUGGCACCAUUUCCUGGUGGUCAACAUGAAGGGAAAUGACGUCUCCUCUGGCAGUGUCAUGUCAGACUACGUGGGCUCUGGUCCUCCAAAGAACACAGGUCUGCACAGGUACGUCUGGCUGGUGUAUGAGCAGUCUGGCAGCCUGGACUGCUCAGAGCCCUGCCUCACCAAUCGCUCUGGAGAAGGACGAGGAAAGUUUAAGAUCCAGACCUUCAGGCAGAAGUACAACCUGGGAGCCCCAGUGGCAGGAACCUGCUAUCAGGCCGAGUGGGACGACUAUGUUCCCAAACUGUACGAGCAACUGGCUGGGAAAUAAACAAAGACUAAAUGGUUAAGCAUUCAGCACUAGGAAUUCCCACCAAAGGUGUUUGGAGGGAAGACUCCAUGUUUAUGCAUUCAGCACUAGGAAUUCCCACUAAAGUUAGUGAUUUGUACUAAAUCCCCCUUAUUGUGAAAAGAAGAGGGAAAGCAUUUGUUUUUGUGUGCCAUUGCAUAGUAUUUUGUUUCCCUCAAUUGAUGCCUACUAAAUUGAAAAUUAAGUCAACAGCACGUGUCUGCAAUAAAUCUGUUACACACUGA
Messenger RNA from Cheilinus undulatus (humphead wrasse), 901 nucleotides. It is a transcript of the gene pebp1, whose product is annotated as phosphatidylethanolamine binding protein 1. The coding region runs from base 75 to 638 and encodes 187 amino acids. NCBI's taxonomy places the organism in Eukaryota, Metazoa, Chordata, Actinopteri, Labriformes, Labridae. Gene Ontology annotation, biological process: negative regulation of MAPK cascade. The record is from RefSeq and is a predicted model, not a curated record. The transcript has 4 exons.